CAUCAGCCAAAUAUCCCAUGGUGAAGAUUCCAAAUGCGGACUCUAAGACUCGCUCUUCUGGGCUGCCGGUCCUUGCCUCCCAAGCUCGUCCUUCAGCCCCACACAGCUCCCACACCCUUGCUGUGCCACCCACACCAAAGGCUCCCAAGAGGAGGAAACCCUCUUCUCAAGAAGUAAAUGUGGAGGAGCUGAGCCUGUCCCCAGUCAGAGACUGGCCAGACCGGUCUAGUCCACAGGAAGAAGAGCAGAUCAGUGAUGGCCACAGAGAACUAAAGGCUCAGUCUUAUCCCGAGGGAGCCAGCCUCUUGGUGUACUGCGCGGAGUUCCUUCUGGGUGGAAUAUCCCAACAGUAUGUUGCGUACAUGAUAUCUAGGAGAGAGAGCCUAGCUUACGCAGAAUUGCAUGGACAAACCGGGGCCGAGAGGAGAGUCAACGGCCUUUGCCUGCAGAAGGGCCUUACGCUGCAGGCCCUGAAGGAGCACCGAGUGAUGGGUCACGUGUCUAUGAUGCUUUUGCAGCUGGUCAGUGGAGACUCUCCUUCCAAAGAGAAAACCCCAGAGGAGAAAGGAAGAGAAGCAGAGGAAGAUGGAGAGGGGCAGUACCACGAAAUCCUCUGCUGCAGAUUUAAGUAUCGCCCCUUCCUCUGCCACGUGAGGAAAAUCCAGUUCCCCAGCAGUAUUGACCCCUCCUCCAAUCUGAUGUACGUGUUCUGGCUCUUUCUUGUGGUCCUGGCAUGGAACUGGAACUGCUGGCUGAUUCCUGUCCGCUGGGCUUUCCCAUAUCAAACGUCAGAGAAUGUCUAUUAUUGGAUGGCUGUUGACUACCUCUGUGAUUUCAUCUACCUUCUGGACAUCGCUGUCUUUCAGUCCCGCCUGCAGUUUGUCCAUCAAGGAGAUAUUAUCACUGAUAAGAAAGCCAUGAGAAAGAAUUACCUGAAGUCCCGUCGCUUUAAGAUGGAUGCAAUCUGCCUUCUUCCACUGGAUUUCCUUUACUUCAAGGUUGGCGUACAUCCUCUCUUGCGCUUGCCUCGCUGCCUAAAGUACCCGGCCUUCUUCGAGUUUAACAGCCGACUUGAAGCUAUUUUGAGCAAGGCCUACAUUUACAGAGUCAUAAGGAUCACAGCCUACUUGCUCUUCAGCUUGCACGUGAACUCCUGUUUGUACUACUGGGCCUCCUCCUUCCAGGGGCUCGGCUCCUCCGCUUGGGUCUACGAUGGCAAAGGCAACAGUUACAUCCGCUGUUAUUACUGGGCUGUCAAGACAUUAAUAACCAUUGGAGGACUGCCUGAGCCACGGAACCUCUUUGAGAUUGUUUUCCAGCUUCUCAAUUACUUCACAGGGGUCUUUGCUUUCUCAGUGAUGAUCGGCCAGAUGAGGGAUGUCGUAGGUGCUGCUACAGCGGGACAGUCGUACUAUCGGAGCUGCAUGGACAAUACAGUGAAAUAUAUGACUUUUUACAGAAUUCCCCAUUCGGUUCAGAACAGAGUCAAAACGUGGUAUGAAUAUACUUGGCAUUCCCAAGGCAUGCUGGAUGAAUCAGAGCUGCUGACGCAGCUGCCCGAAAAGAUGAAGCUGGACAUUGCAAUUGAUGUUAACUACAACAUUGUGAGCAAGGUGCCACUCUUUCAGGGCUGUGACCGGCAAAUGAUUUUUGACAUGCUGAAGAGGCUGAGAUCCGUGGUGUACUUGCCUAACGACUAUGUGUGCAAAAAGGGGGAAAUUGGCCGAGAGAUGUACAUCAUUCAAGUAGGACAAGUUCAAGUGCUUGGAGGACCGGAUGGGAAAACUGUGCUUGUGACCCUGAAAGCUGGGUCUGUGUUUGGAGAAAUAAGUUUACUGGCUGUGGGAGGUGGAAAUCGGCGUACCGCUAACGUUGUGGCUCAUGGAUUUACUAACCUUUUCAUUCUGGAUAAGAAGGAUUUGAAUGAAAUUCUGGUGCACUAUCCAGAGUCCCAAAAGCUGCUGCGGAAGAAAGCCAGGAGAAUGCUGAAAAGCAAUAGCAAGCCCAAAGAUGAAAAAGGGAUGCCCAAAGAUGUCCUCAUCAUUCCUCCAAGAGCUGGGACACCAAAGCUCUUCCAAGCUGCCCUGGUAGCUGCAGGAAGAAUGGGAGGCAGGGGGAGACUGGCUCACAUCCGCUGGAAACUGAAGGAGCUGAAGGCGAUGCAGGCUGCCAGUUCCACACCAGUUAUCCCUAAAUCACCAGCUAGCCAUACUUCACCAGCUGGUUCUCCCAAACCUGAUGACUGCAGAACUGAGAAGAUUAUCUCCAAGGGUCCUGACAAUCCUGUUCAGGUUUCCAUGAGUCCAACUCCUAAGGGGGAUGAACAGGUUCUCUUGGUGGAAGUUUUAGAAAAGGAUGAAACCAAGUAGAAGAACUGAAUGAGCCUCCAUAUCUGUGGAAACUGCAGCUCAAGAAGGGCUCCUUGCUUGUAAUGGAUCGUAUUUGUUUGGAUUGUUAACCAUUCAAAAUAUAGUCUCUAAUGUUGCACUAUUAAGAAAAAAGUUGACUGCAACCCAGUGUCUGCAAUAAGGGACCUCUAGAAUUUUUUACACACCAAGCAGUUUAACUGAGUCUUUAAAACAAUUGCAGCAGAAAUCCAAGAGAAAUUUAGAACAAUUGAAAUUUGUAUUAAGUAAUAUUGGCUUUUUAAAGAUU
Messenger RNA from Python bivittatus (Burmese python), 2655 nucleotides. Lineage: Eukaryota; Metazoa; Chordata; Lepidosauria; Squamata; Pythonidae. The record is from RefSeq and is a predicted model, not a curated record.